UAUCAGCUUUCAAGCCGGGAGUAGUAAUGAUAGAAUUGGUAUUUAUAUUUGUUUAAGUAAUAAAACUUUUCGAGUAUCAAAUUCAGCUAUAAAGAGCUGAAGCGAAAAAUUCUGCAAAAAUGUUUCCUACCAUUUUACUAUUUAUAAUAAGAAUAAGCAGUUGCUUGUUCAUAUAGUGCGUAUUCUAUAAAACUUGCUCACUGAGAGUGACUUGUUGCUAUAAACGAAUUCGUGUCUUAUGCAAAAAAAUUGGUUCAGGCAUAUAUAAUCACCACAGUGCUGUUUAUGUGUAUAGCAAAACAUUUUCGUAUAUAUAGGCUCCAAAUAUACAUUAUCAUGUUGACACUGGGGAAAGUGCCUUGUUCAAGCAGUGCCUAUAAUAAAACAUUUACAUCUAAAGAUACAUUAAAAACACUUAUCCAUACCGAAGAAAAACCUUAUUCAUGCAGUGUAUGUGAUAAAUCUUUUACACAGAAAUCUUAUUUAAAUAAACACAUUCGUGUUCAUACGAGAGACAAGCCUUAUUCAUGCCCUGUUUGUAAAACAUCUUAUAAAGAUGAAUGUAAAUUAAAAGAACAUUGUGUUAUUCAUACUGGAGAAAAGCCAUUCUCUUGUGAUGUGUGCAAUAAAACAUUCACACACAUGCAAUGGAUAAAUAAACACUAUGUUAUGAAACAUCCCUCAUGUAGUGUGUGUAAGAAAACAUUCACUAAUAUUACAGAUUUAAUAAAACACUGUCGUAUUCACACUGGUGAAAAGCCUUAUUCAUGCAGAUUGUGUGAUAAAGCAUUCUCUUUUAAAAGUAAUUUAGAUCUACACUUUCUUGUUCAUACUGGAGAGAAGCCAUUCUCAUGUAUUGUAUGUGAUAAAACAUUCUCACGCAAAGACAAAUUAAAUGUACAUUUUAUUACUCACACUGGAAAAAAGACAUUCUCAUGUACUUUGUGUGAUGAAACAUUUACAUUCGAAAGCAGUUUAAAGAAACAUUAUGCUAUUCAUGCCAAAGAGAAACCAUUUUCAUGUAAUAUGUGUAAUAAAAUGUUUGCAAGUAAUACUAAUUUAGGCAGACACUAUAGGAUUAUUCAUAAUGAAGGGAAAUCCUUCUCGUGUAGUGUAUGUUUCAAAAAAUUUGCCGACAAACGCAAUUUAAAUGAACAUUAUACUAUUCAUAAUAGAAAAAAGUUAUUCUCAUGUAGUAUGUGUAAUAAGACAUAUGCGCAUAAAGGCACUUUAAGAACACACUUUGCUACUCAUAUUGUAAAAAAUUCAUUAUCUUGUUCUGUGUGUAAUAAAACAUUUCUCUCUAAAGCCAACUUAAAUAAACACUAUAUUGUUCAUACUGGUGAGAAACCUCACUCAUGCAGUUUUUGUGGUAAAAAUUUUGCACGAGAAAUUUCUUUACGUAGACACUAUCUUAGUCAUACUGGUGAGAAGCCUUAUUCAUGCAAUGUGUGUAAUAAAACAUUCACACAGAAAUGCCACUUAAAUAGACAUCAUCUAGUUCAUACUGUAGAAAAACCUUAUUUAUGCAGUGUGUGUGAUAAGACCUUUACAGAGAAAUACCACUUGGAUGUACACAACCUAGUUCAUAGUAAAGAAAAGCCUUAUUCAUGCAAUGUGUGCGGUAAAACAUUCACACACAAAUACCCCUUGAAGAGACACAAUCUAGUUCAUAAGAAAGAAAAGCCUUAUUCAUGCAAUGUGUGUGAUAAAGCAUUCACACAUAAAUACGACUUGAAUAGACACAUUAAUCUUGUUCAUAAUAAACAAAAGCAUGCAAUGCAGUGUGUGUGAUUAAGCAUUCUCAUAGAAAGAUUAUCAAAGUAAUCACUUUCAUGUUAAUUCUUGUAAGCAAUCCUCAUGACCAUGUUCCUCAUAUGCUUAGCUAUUUAUGUGAUUUUAAAAAAAAAAUUUUAUUGUUUAAGCAAUAAAAAAAAUUAAUGCUAUG
Messenger RNA from Parasteatoda tepidariorum (common house spider), 1948 nucleotides. Its product is annotated as zinc finger protein 658B-like. NCBI's taxonomy places the organism in Eukaryota, Metazoa, Arthropoda, Arachnida, Araneae, Theridiidae. The record is from RefSeq and is a predicted model, not a curated record.